CAGACUGGUGAGAGGAGUCUACUUUUUUAUGCUCUCGGUAUUAAGUUCCCUGUGGAAGAAUGGCACUUUAUAAGGAAGAUAGCCAGGACGACGCAUCUGAAUGCCCGGUGUGUUAUGAGUGUCUUUCGGGCACUGAACGAACAUUAAGCUGCGGCCACGUUUUCUGCCACGAUUGUCUAGUCAAAACGCUGGUGACAAUCAACAGCGAUGGAAAUAUCAGAAACACGAUCGUUUGCCCGAUCUGUCGACAUCUUACAUUCAUCAAGAAACAAAAUAAAGCGCUGAAGUCGCUCGCUGCAGAUAAGGAACGAGAAGAGCGGCAGACCCUGGAGGUGCCUCUUCCUUCGCCGCUGGGACAGCUCCAGAGCGCACGGCCAUCCUCGGGAGACAGUUCACCGAGUGGCGUGAACUGGAUCACUCGCUGCUUCAGAGACAUUUCUAAGCGAGUUCGCCAACAGAGGCGAAUCAGCCCCUGUCAAAAGGCAUCCCAGAUAUUCAUCAUAAGCUCCCAAGGGCGGCCUAUGGCUGAAGGGGAUGCACCCGGUGUGGUGUUAACCGUGAGUCCUCGCCAACGAAGGCGCAGGAUUUGUACGACAACAGGAUGGUUGCUCUGCCUGCUUUCUGCAUUUACUUUACUCGCACUGACUGCUUCGAUUUUCCCCUGGCUUGUAUUGAUGUAGCCCAGUGAUGUGGAUGCCUUGGUUAAAGUGCCAUUAUUGAUAUUUAAAGAAAGAAACACGAUGAUUGUACUCAGUGUACAGUAUUACUGAAAAUGGAUACCGACAGUAUACUGAGAUACUUGGGAUUUGGACUGUUAUCAGUUUUUUUUUUUUCCCUGGUUGUUUGGAUAAGCAAGUUUAUACAUAUGCCGUGUCAUUUUAUGUGAAUUGCUAAGCAACUGUUUACCUUAGGGAUGUCUUCACAGCAAAAUCUUUUGUUCUGCAUUCCUGUCUAACGUGUUCAAUCUGCUGGAGAAGCAAACCUCACACCCAAAAAGUGGUAAAUAUAAUAAAAGUGGGCAUCAAAACGUUAUAUUUCAAAGACUAAAAAACUUGUUAAAAAGCAAAAAGCCUCAUUUUUAUUGCCUUGUUUGUUUCCCUGUUUCCAAGCAGCAGAAAAUGCCAGGCUGCACAUUUAAUCCCACUUUUUAGCAUUGUUUUAUUUGUUUACAUUUGUCCUAAAUAGAAAGUAAAGACGUUCCAUUUGACCCAAGUCUAUUUAUUUUCAUAGAGAAAAUGAGACAACAGAACUUGAAAAAGAAAAUCACAAAUGACAGAAAGUCUGAGAAAGUCUUAAUGCUUUUGAACAAACACGGUUUCACAUUACAAUGCAGUGAUAAACUUAGGAGGAGCCUCAUGACAAAUGGAAAGACUUGUUUGAGCUGUGCCGUUAUCCACUGCCAUCCCGGGUAAACUGUACACUCCUAGUUUCUCUCUGUCAGUCUGUAGUUGGUCGUCCUGCGAGCCAGUCCUACAGGUUACACACCUGGGAGGCUUCUUCCUUUAUACGAUCUGUGUGAUUUUCAUGUUGAUGGAUGGUCCCACAAUAGCAAUAAAGUUUUAA
Molecule: messenger RNA, 1563 nt
Organism: Archocentrus centrarchus (flier cichlid)
Lineage: Eukaryota; Metazoa; Chordata; Actinopteri; Cichliformes; Cichlidae
Product: RING finger protein 222-like
Exons: 1
Coding region: 60-680 (206 amino acids)
Source: RefSeq, a predicted model, not a curated record